Molecule: messenger RNA, 1284 nt
Organism: Leucoraja erinaceus (little skate)
Lineage: Eukaryota; Metazoa; Chordata; Chondrichthyes; Rajiformes; Rajidae
Gene: inha
Product: inhibin subunit alpha
Exons: 1
Biological process (GO): SMAD protein signal transduction
Cellular component (GO): extracellular region
Molecular function (GO): cytokine activity; growth factor activity
Source: RefSeq, a predicted model, not a curated record
CUGUGUUGUCUCCCUGUUGCAGGUGUCCCAUGUGAUGUCCAGCACGAGGAUUUUGUUGGUGACCACAGCUACAUUUUCCGCUUGCCCGAUAACGCCCGCAACCGACUGGUGACCUCCGCCGAGUUUUGGUUCUACACGGGUCUCCCCGCCACCGCCGACCCCUCCGGCCCCCUGCCCGAACUCUUCUUCCUUCUGGAGGACAGCUUCGUCAGCAGCGCCGAGAGCGUGGAGGUGGAGGGCCAGUGGGCUGUCUUCCACGUCUCCGACCCCCUGCUGCGACACCUGACCCGCAGCGUCCUCUUCCUGCAGGUCAAGUGCGCCUGGUGUCGAUGUGGGGGGGGGGAGGAGGAAGACGGCCAGGCCAACCUGCCCUUCCUCUUGUCCUCCACUAAGCCCGCCCGCCCCGGCAGGUCCCGGCGUUCCACCGUGCCCUGGUCUCCGGCCUACGUCAACCUCCUCCAGCGUCCGCCCAGCCCGGAGUUGAUCCACGACGACUGCCACCGCUCAGCCGUCAACAUCUCCUUCGAGGAGCUGGGCUGGGGCAACUGGAUCGUCCAGCCCCGGGACUUCACCUUUUACUACUGUAACGGCACCUGCUCCAACUCAAACCGCCUGACCUCCAGCCUGGGCCUCAAGGUGUGCUGUACCUCCGUGCCCGGCACCAUGAAGCAUCUCAGGGUCAGGACCACCUCCGACAGCGGCUACACCUUCAAGUACGAGACCAUUCCCAACAUCAUCACCAAAGAGUGCGCUUGCAUCUGAUCUCCCCAACCCUCAUCUCAUAGAAAAUAGGCUCAAGGAGUAGGCCAUUCAUCUCAUUGAAGCAUAAAAAAUAGGCACAAGUAGGCCAUUCAUCUCAUUGAAGCAUAAAAAAUAGGCACAAGUAGGCCAUUCAUCUAAUAGAAGCAUAAAAAAUAGGCACAAGUAGGUCAUUCAUCUCAUUGAAGCAUAAACAAUAAGCACAAGUAGGCCAUUCAUCUCAUAGAAGCAUAAAAAAUAGGCACAAAUAGGCCAUUCAUCUCAUUGAAGCAUAAAAAAUAGGCACAAGUAGGCCAUGCAUCUCAUAGAAGCAUAAAAAAUAGGCACAAGUAGGCCAUUCAUCUCAUAGAAGCACAAACAAUAAGCACAAGUAGGUCAUUCAUCUCAUAGAAGCAUUAAAAAUAGGCACAAGUAGGUCAUUCAUCUCAUUGAAGCAUAAAAAAUAGGCACAAGUAGGUCAUUCAUCUCAUAGAAGCAUAAAAAAUAGGCACAAGUAGGCCAUUCAUCUCAUAGAAGCAUAAACAA